AUGAAAAUAUAUAAAAAAAGAAAUUUUUUCUCAUUUAAAAUUUCAAUUCCAAGUGUAACAUGGCUGUGUGUCACUUCAUCUUUUUUAACAUUUUUUUUUUGUGUCAUUUGGUCGAUAUUAUAUAAUUUUGAAGAAGCUAAUGCUACUCAUUGUUCUGUAGAAAAUUUCUUACCUUCAAUAUCGGCUGCAAUAGGUCAUUUUUAUCCUCAAAUAUAUGUAUGGAACACUUCUGUUAUUUUACAAAUGAUUCCAAGAUUAAAAAUAGCAACCAUUUACCUUCAUUAUUAUUCAUCUGUUAUUCAUGAAAAAUAUUUUCAUCUAUGCUAUUUAUCAUGGAUUUUUAAUAUUUGUGAAUUAUGGGCUUUAUUAGGAUUAUCAUUGAUUACCUCAACGAGUAAUUACAAUAUUCAUGCAUUUUGCUUUGUUUCAUUUUUAUUUUCGUCCAUGUUUUAUAUGGUUCUAUCGUGCUUUCUACUUAAAUUUAGAAGGAAAAUUCCAUUGGAAAAUUCGGAAAAAGGCAGCGUAAAAUGGAAAAUUAGAUGUUCCAUUAUAAACAUAUGUUGUUUUUUUUUAGCAGGAUACUUUUUUAGAAGGCAUAACAUAUAUUGUGAGCCUAGAGUUUAUUCAUUAUUUGCAUUUUUCGAAUAUGGUGUGGUAGCUAGUAACAUAUUAUUUCAUUUUUCUGCCGUUUGGGAUUUUUACGAUAGAAUCAUGACAAUAGAUUCAUCUUAUUGUGGAUUUCAAAUCGAUUACAAUCCGCCAUAUAAGUCAGCGAUAUAUGAUUUUAAAUAA
Molecule: messenger RNA, 792 nt
Organism: Pediculus humanus corporis (human body louse)
Lineage: Eukaryota; Metazoa; Arthropoda; Insecta; Psocodea; Pediculidae
Product: fgf receptor activating protein, putative
Exons: 3
Coding region: 1-792 (263 amino acids)
Biological process (GO): GPI anchor biosynthetic process
Cellular component (GO): Golgi membrane; endoplasmic reticulum membrane
Source: RefSeq, a predicted model, not a curated record